UUAGGGCGUCUUUAGAAAGGACUUUUUUUUUUUUUGUCUUUCGGACAGAAGAACCCAUUGUCCUAAACGGUGAAUAGUUCAACAACAGACUGUCCUUGGAAAUGUGUUACUUGAGUCAAACGCCCGCUUAGGGCCGUGAACGCAGACAUUUUCAGAAUUUAAUCGAUGACGUCCACACCUGGAACUCGAUGGUCGAAUCGUGCAUUGACAACGCUCUCCGGUGUUGUCGGAAGCACCUUCGCGUGUGUCGCAGGGACGUAAUCGCAUAAAGUCACCCGCUCUCCUGUCUCGUGUACCAUAGGGUUUCUGCACUUACGAAUUUCGCAAAGCAUGCAGCCAACGAGUCGUCUUCUCUCCCGCGCUCGUCGGCAUUCCUUCACAUGUAACCGCUACACAUCUAUCUUCCCGCUCGUCAUCCCGUUCGAAAUCCUCAUUUCCCUAGUUCCUCGCAGGAGCAUCUCCACUCCGUCACUUGGGUUGGAAAUGGCCCUUUCCCACCCCGUCUACACGGUCUGGGGAUCCAACACUGGCGUCGGGAAAACGCUAGUGUCUGCUGGCCUCGCAACGGCAGUGCUCUGCCCUGCCUCAAGGCCCUCGUGCCCUUCAACAUUCCUCUAUGUUAAGCCCGUUCAGACGGGAUUUCCGGACGAUUCCGAUUCUCGGUUUGUCUUCCGUAAAACCUGCGAGUUUUUCCUUCACCAGAGACCGAAAACCAGCUUGUUUGCGUCGAAUCAGGCGGUUAAGUCCUCUGUCGUUGCGGCGAAGAGGCUGCCUGAUCUAUCGAUCGAUGAGAGGACUGGAAAUGAUAGUGGACUUAGGGAGCUAUGCUCUUUCGAGGAGCGGAGGAUGUGCGGUGCGGAUUCCCCGACGGAUGGAUUCGAAUUGGUGUGCAAGACGCUGUACGGGUGGAAGGAGGCAGUGUCUCCGCAUCUGGCGGCAGAGAAGGAAGGUGGGGUAGUUAGUGACGAGGAGUUGAUUGAUUCGUUGCAGAAGUGCUUGCAUCUGCACUAUGUGGAUGGAGAUUUUGGGAGCGAAGCCCGGAUGUGGAGCGUGAUCGAGACUGCUGGCGGUGUCGCUAGCCCAGGGCCUUCUGGGUCGCUUCAGUGUGAUAUUUAUAGAGCGUUUCGUUUACCAGCUAUUCUUGUUGGUGAUGGACGCUUAGGCGGCAUUUCUGGAACUAUUUCUGCUUAUGAAAGUUUGAAACUUAGAGGAUAUGAUAUUCCUGCAGUUAUUUUGGAAGAUCAUGGCCUGCGUAAUGAGGAGAGCCUAUUGUCCUACUUGAGGAAUAGGGUGCAUGUGUUUGUCCUCCCAACAGUACCAAAAGACUUGUCCGAUAACUUGAUGAUUUGGUUUAGUGAAUCACAAACAGUGUUUAGUUCCCUGAAGGAGAUAUUGCUGGAUCAGUAUUUGAAAAGGAUUCACAGGUUCAGGGAAAUGCAAAAGAAAGCAGGAACUAUGCUGUGGUGGCCAUUUACUCAGCAUAAGCUUGUGCCAGAUGAGAACAUUACAGUUAUUGAUUCUAGAUGUGGAGAGAACUUUGCUGUUUACAAGGCUGCAAAAGAUGGGAAGCGUUCUGUGAUUUCUCAACAGUUUGAUGCAUGUGCAAGUUGGUGGACUCAGGGACCUGACGUUGCACUGCAGAUAGACCUUGCACAAGAUAUGGGUUAUGCGGCUGCAAGGUAUGGGCAUGUGAUGUUUCCUGAGAAUGUCUAUGAGCCUGCAUUGCGUUGCACUGAGCUGUUGAUAGAAGGUGUAGGAAAAGGCUGGGCAUCUCGUACAUACUUCUCUGACAAUGGGUCAACUGCUAUAGAAAUUGCUCUCAAGAUGGCAUUCCGCAAAUACUCUGUUGACCAUGGGAUCCUUUCAAGACUAACCAAUGUGAAACCACACAUGGACACCAUAGACUUUAAGGUAUUGGCCCUCAAUGGCUCUUAUCAUGGUGAUACUUUGGGUGCCAUGGAAGCGCAAGCACCAUCGCCGUUUACAGGCUUUCUGCAGCAGCCAUGGUAUACAGGGAGAGGGCUUUUUCUUGAUCCACCAACUGUCUUUCUCAGCAAUAUGGUUUGGAAACUUCAGUUGCCAAGUGUUCUGCAAUCUCACCAUUUGAGUAGAGAUAUCCUUUCAUUUGGCUGUCGCAAUCAGCUAUUUUCCAGAAACAGGGAUAUUUCUGCUCUGUCCCAAGCAUAUUCUGAUUAUAUAUCAGGCCAGUUGUCCUUAUGCGAGGGGUCAAAAAGUUCUUAUAUUGCUGCACUGAUCAUUGAACCAGUUAUCCAAGGUGCUGGUGGUAUGCAUAUGAUUGAUCCACUUUUCCAGAGGAUUCUUAUCAAUGAGUGUCAUGAGCGCGGCAUUCCAGUCAUAUACGAUGAAGUAUUUACAGGCUUUUGGCGCCUUGGGGUUGAGUCUGCAGCAGAACUGUUAGGCCGUCAACCAGAUAUAGCCUGCUAUGCGAAGCUGAUGACUGGAGGGGUUAUACCUUUGGCGGCCACAUUGGCCACAGAAGCUGUCUAUAAUUCCUUCAGUGGAGAUUCUAAGCUUAUGGCACUUCUCCAUGGACACUCUUAUUCUGCACACGCUUUGGGAUGCACAGCUGCAGUUAAGGCUAUUCAAUGGUUCAAGGACCCCCAUACUAAUCGUAAUAUUAUUCCUCAGAAAAUGCUGCUAAGAGAGUUGUGGGAUUCUGAACUCGUGUACCAGCUAUCGGCUAAGUCGCCUGUGAAACGUGUUAUAGCUUUGGGAACGUUAUGUGCCAUAGAGUUAAAUUCAGAAAGUAACGAUUCUGGGUAUGCAUCGCUCUGUUCCAGCUUUCUUAUACGGGAACUUCGUCGUGAUGGUAUUUACUUGAGGCCCCUGGGGAAUGUUAUUUACCUUAUGUGUGGUCCGUGCACAUGUCCUCAGGUGUGUCGUCAGGUCCUUGAGAAAGUGUAUGAGAGAAUCAGUGGGACCAACACGUUUUAGCUGGUUUUGCUGAAACAUUAACUGCAUUGCUUCUGGUUAGAUGAUAUGAUAUGUUGAUCGAAACUGAAAAAAAAUUAUCUUUGUUUGUUUCGUCAGUUGUCAAUCUAGAUCCUUUAAUCAUUUGAGGCUUUUUAUUCUUCUUUUCGUCA
This is a messenger RNA of Nymphaea colorata (pocket water lily), 3104 nucleotides long. RefSeq names its product bifunctional dethiobiotin synthetase/7,8-diamino-pelargonic acid aminotransferase, mitochondrial. Gene Ontology annotation, biological process: biotin biosynthetic process. The transcript has 14 exons. Bases 331 to 2955 code for a protein of 874 amino acids. NCBI's taxonomy places the organism in Eukaryota, Viridiplantae, Streptophyta, Magnoliopsida, Nymphaeales, Nymphaeaceae. The record is from RefSeq and is a predicted model, not a curated record. Gene Ontology annotation, cellular component: mitochondrion. Gene Ontology annotation, molecular function: ATP binding; pyridoxal phosphate binding; S-adenosyl-L-methionine:8-amino-7-oxononanoate transaminase activity.